This is a messenger RNA of Cyclopterus lumpus (lumpfish), 3791 nucleotides long. It is a transcript of the gene tox, whose product is annotated as thymocyte selection-associated high mobility group box. Gene Ontology annotation, molecular function: chromatin DNA binding. Gene Ontology annotation, cellular component: nucleus. Gene Ontology annotation, biological process: regulation of transcription by RNA polymerase II; leukocyte differentiation. The record is from RefSeq and is a predicted model, not a curated record. Lineage: Eukaryota; Metazoa; Chordata; Actinopteri; Perciformes; Cyclopteridae.
GCAGCGGCGGAGGAACAUUGACACACAGAGUCCCAACCAGGGAUAGACCGGGUCCUACAGCGUCCCCCUGUCCGAGCGAGACGUGGCCUACGACGGCACAAGCAGGGAAACGACGCUUUGUUCUAAGUGCAUCGUUGCCGUUUUGUUUUUUAAACGCUAGGUAUUAAAGAAGUGGGUUUACGGGGAAGUUUGUUUGCUCACGGCAGCGGUGACCGGAGCAUGAACACCGGUGCGGGGAGGCAUCAGUCUAAACUUCACUGACUCCGUGCGCUCGGUCCACGUUUUUUUCGCCGACUUAUCUGCUUGAAACCUGCGUUUAUUUUCCAAAAGAAGCUCGUUUUAUCGGGCCGCCGUGGUUGUUUCUCUGUUUGGUCGCCGAAAAGCCUCCAACUUUGUAAAAAACAUCCAGGUUUCCAGACAGAUAUUCACAGAUUCACAGAGAUACGAGAGGGAAGAACUGCGAAUAGAAGGACGGACGGAGACGUGGAUGUAUCUGCAGCCAUGGAUGUAACAGUUUACCCGCCUCCUCCUCAGCCUCUGUCCGCGUCAGACCACACCAGGCUGGGGCAGCUCUCGUACCCUGACCCGGCCUUCGGGACCAACAAGCUGGAUGGGGACACCAUGUUCCUGGGUAUGCCAGAGCAAGGCCUUGACUAUGCCUCAACCAAUCAGUUUCGUGUGCCACAGCCCCCUCACCCUCUCAGCAAGGUGACGCCACCCAACCAGCCCUCCCAGCACUGGAGGAGGGACACACACAUGGCCGACUCACACCGUCUGCCCUGGUCCUACUCAAUGGGCGGUUUGGGCGAUGAGGACUUCAACAUCCCGCCCAUCACUCCCCCCACCUUGCCAGACCACAUGCUGCCCCCCCACCUCCCCCACGAUUCCCGCUCUGGACCGUACCACCCCAUGGACCCCCCUCCAAACUCUGCUCCACACCACUCCUACCAGCUGCAGGGCAUGGAUCUGCCCGGCAUGCCCGGCAGCCAAGACUGGGCUGCCAUGUUGAACCAAGAUGGCCGCACCUUCAGUCCGGAUGGCGGCCCAAUGACCAGCACACUGUCCGUGAUGCAGCAGAUGGUGAACUCUGAUUCUCGGUUCACCAGCAGCCAGCAGCCAAUCGAGGCGGCUCUCGGACCCAGGAGCCAAUCGGGCAUGAGCCAGCAAAGCCAGUUGUCCACCAUCAACCAAUCCCAGCUCGGCCUGAGUGGGAACUCUGUUACCCAUCACUCUCCCUCACCCCCUGGAAGUAAAUCCGCCACGCCGUCUCCCUCCAGUUCAGCUCACGAGGACGACAAUGAUGACGGACUCAGGCUGGUCAGCGUAGCAGAGAAGAGGCCAGCAACAGUGGACAUCUCCAAGAAACCCAAAACACCAAAGAAGAAGAAGCGAAAGGACCCCAAUGAGCCAGUGAAGCCAGUGUCCGCCUACGCCUUGUUCUUCAGGGACACUCAAGCCAACAUCAAGGCCCAGAACCCCAACGCCACCUUCGGGGAGGUGUCAAAGAUCGUGGCCUCCAUGUGGGACGGGCUGGGAGAGGAGCAGAAACAGUUGUAUAAGAAGAGGACAGAGACGGCCAAGAAGGAGUAUCUGAAACAACUGGCAGCCUACAGAGCCAGUCUGGUCUCCCAGAGCUACAAUGAUCCAUCUGAUAUGAAGCCGCCCCACUCUUCCUCCACACCUCCCUCUUCCUCUAACUCAAUGUUUACACCCAAACCCUCGGUCUACUCUGGUCACCCAGGCCAGCAUCAUUCCUCCGGCUCAAUGGCCCACCCUCACCCUCACUCUCACCCUCACUCUCACUCUCACCCUCACCCUCACCCUCACCCUCACCCUCACCCUCACCCUCACCCUCACCCUCACCCUUCCCAUCCCCAUCAGCACCCAAGCAUGUACAUGCCGUACCCUCACCCGUCGCACCCGUCGCACCCUUCCCACGCCUCAAGCCCUGGCCUCAGCCCGCACCUGCCCCCUCCCCACACCCAGAUCCACCCCCAGCUCCAGGCUCUGUCCUCAAGAGGGACCGUCCCGCGGCCCAGCGUCCCCCACCAGGGAGUUCUGUCCCUUGGCGGCAUGGCGGCGGCGUCCCCCCCACCUCUCCAGGUCAGCCCUCCCCUCCACAGCCAGGCACACCUGGGGGGGCUGCACAGUCCACACCAUCAGCACCACCAGCACCACCAGCACCAGCAGCAGCUCAGUGGACACGCACUGGGAAUGACGCACUCACCUGGCAUCACACAGGGCUACCACUCCUCCCUCCAGUCUGACUACCAACAAUUAGGAGGAGGUAUGCUUAAUAGUGGAGCGUUGAUGUCAUCAUCAGUGGACUACCAUCCAAUGGCUCGACACACGCCCAACCAACACCCUCCUCUGGACUGGAGUACCGAUUACCACGGCAACAGCGGCCUGCAGAGAGACAAACCUCUCUACCUGAGCUAAUCUCAGGACAGAGGGACGCCAAAACUUCAACCUAGCCCUUCGACUGCCAUGCCGCUGGAACAUUCAGCCUCACCUCUACUCGACAACCCAGGCCAGCCUAGUCCAGCCGUAACCCACUGAGGACUCAACCACCUGCACGCUUCAGUUGAAAGCCCCCAGUAGAAUAAUGGGCCAUACCUGUGUGUAACUAGCACGUCUCCACUCAGGGACAACAGGGCCAGUGUUAAGACCAGGAAGAAGGAAGCAUGUCCCACGGCUGUAUUUCCUUUUUACUGACCAUUUACAGCAUAAGACAAGUUAUGCUUUGAAUUUAAAUUGUGCAUACCAGCGAGGAGAGGUGGUGUGCUGUGAACCAUGAUGAUAGGUGUAUAUACUCCAACCUCCCUCAGAAAGGGAUAAUCUGUCUAAUUUCCUGUCUGCCCUUAACAAAAAGAAAAUGUAAAAAAAACAACCUCAUAUUUAGUUCCUCAUUUUAAAGAUGGUGUUUACCAUCAGUUCCAAAAAGAGCCAAGUGUAAAUUGCUAAAUAACAGUUUGAGCUAUUGCUCUUUUUGACCUAAUAGUUGCUUUCUCCUUCUGCGACCAAAGUCAAGAAACACAAACAAUGGGUCAAUAACCAAAUACUACACAAAGUGUGUCCCCGCUUGUUCCUUAAUGAUCUAAAUACAUGUGUGAAGUCCCACACACAGAGCGACGUAUCGCUGAACGCGUGACGACGACACUUCACUCAGCUCACGAUAAAGAAGAGAACGAGAGGUGGAGCGGCACCUGAAGCCGCCGGCCACCUCUGUAACCGGGAAUAAUUGUGUACGAUUAAAGCACUCUCAUUGUUCUCUCGCGGCGACGCUCACAUCGGCAGGGUAGAAACUCAUUGUAUUUUAGUCCUUGAAGUAAUGAAAUGUCAAACAAUUCUUUGUUGGGCGAGGGGGGGGAGAAGAAAAAAAAGAAAAGAAACUAAAAUACUCCUUUGUACGAUGACAGCUCCUCCUCCUGGCAUAUGUUCGUUGAUGAUGUCGAUUCGGAUCCAAACUGUGCGUGUGCGUGUGUGUGUGUGUGUGUGUGUAACGAGAAGGCGGAGUGGUUGAUUGGGUUGCAUGGUCUCUUUUGUCAUCUCUAUUUCUCUGUGCACAGAGGCUAUUUAAGAAACUAUAACUGUUGCUGGGUUGGCUGUGUUUUAAUGUUAUUUUUUUUAAUCAAAUAAAGUUUUGUUUUAGUGUUAAUGAUGAUGAUGAGGGACACAUCUCUCUCUCUGCUCUGUAUCGCUUUGUAUUAAUGUGUUUAUUUUGGCAGAUGAAAGGACUCUGGGCAACAACAACCAUGAAGAUUUUCUUAUUUUUAGAUUCAAAUAAUGUG